This is a messenger RNA of Venustampulla echinocandica, 1431 nucleotides long. RefSeq lists its product as uncharacterized. The record is from RefSeq and is a predicted model, not a curated record. Lineage: Eukaryota; Fungi; Ascomycota; Leotiomycetes; Helotiales; Pleuroascaceae. The transcript has 4 exons. Bases 1 to 1431 code for a protein of 476 amino acids.
AUGGAUGGGGAGGCGCAGCCUGGCCUGUUAAAAGAGCUGCAAUUCAUCACGUUCACAGAUUUCAAGCAAACCACAAACGCAGAAACAAAAAAAAUAGUUCGUAGCCAUGCAAGGCGUCGAGCGCACCAUGAUACGAGGGGAGAAUGCAUAUCAAAGCGUGGAGUGAUCGUUCUUGACCCAGCGCCGCUGAUUGGCGAACGUUCACCAGCACAGCAGGAUGGAGACCCCGAGAAGCCUCCCGCAAAGCUACCAAGCCCCAGCAGGCUUGGAGCAGGCCGCCUAGACCCAUUCGCUGCUCACCCUAUUCCUAUGAGCAUGAAGAUCCGGGAACUAGUCGAUCAUUUACGUGGAGACUUCUGCCCCAUGUUCCGAUCGAUGACCCGAAUUGGGUUUUUUGCGAGCAUGAAAGACCCUGCGGGUUUUUGCCAAAUUCUCUCUACUUCGGCCUCUCACAUGGAGCAAUUGCGCGGAACUGGGGCGAAAUCCCCAGAGGCGAUUGCGCUCUCAACUCGAGCUUUGCGGUCUUUGAAUAGUAGACUUACCGACCCACUUGCGAGCAUUAGUGAUGGCGUCAUUGCUACUAUUUUGGCGUUUUGUUGUCAUGGUGUCAUGUUCAAUGAUUUGCAAGGCUCGGUGCUGCAUUUAAAUGGCCUAGAGCAAAUACUUCGGCUGAGGGGCGGUUUGUCUACAUUGAAUCCUAUACUACGAAUGGUCCUAUUUUGGACCGAUACCAGUAUUGCAUUUUGUCAAUUUGUUCCGCCGCGAUUCCCCGCCCCACACAAUCUAUUGCCCAGAAUCAACAAGCAACUUUCGUUGAAUGCUUCCAUGCCGCUCAUGGAAGCCUCCGUCGCAGUUGACAUUGUCAUGGCUAUGAAUAACUUGUAUUGUUUAAACGAGUUGAUCGCAGAAAAAGCCAUGGCUGGAGAUAUAUGGCGCGGUGGUGUUUUUGCAGGUCUGCAUAUCGUCCCGGUGCUCCAUGAAUUUCUCUCGAUACCACUUAACUGUCCUACUCGUGAUCCCGUCUUAAUACGACAAGACGCGUACCAAGUCGGUGCCAUACUUUACCUUGGUAUUAUCCGGCGCAGGUUUGGUAUGAAGACAUAUAUAUCUCCUGAUGGACAUUCUCAUGUUCGCACCCUCAAAGACACAAUUACUUCCCUGGAAGCCAGCGGUCAGAUAUUUGAUGAUCGAACAUUGUUAUGGCUGCUCCUACUUGGCAGCGUAGAAUCUAUAGUUACCCAGGACCAUCAAUGGUUUGUAUCUAACUUGGUACAAUCUAUUGUUCGUGUUGGCUGCCAGUCCUGGGGUGCGGUAUUAAAUUACGUCCGAGAAGUCUUGUGGAUUGAGGGUCUCGCACACAUGGAAUCCGAAAGCCUUCGUGGAGAAGUCUCCACUGAAUUAUUAAGUUCGUAUGGCUACAUACUUACCUAG